GGGCUCCGUGAGUCCCGGAGAAGUGACGUGUUUCAGCGGCUGCUCUGGUGACGUGUCUCUCUCUCUUUUCCACGGAGCGGCUGGAUGGAGCCACACUGAAUCCACGCAGCGCUCAGACUGGUACCAAAAACACGGCCGAAGACGGACUAAGGACACCAUGGGGAUUAAAUUUUUGGAAGUCAUCAAGCCUUUCUGUGCGGUCCUGCCAGAAAUCCAGAAACCAGAAAGAAAGAUUCAGUUUAGGGAAAAGGUGCUAUGGACCGCCAUCACACUCUUCAUCUUUCUUGUCUGCUGCCAGAUUCCACUUUUUGGCAUCAUGUCAUCAGAUUCAGCAGAUCCUUUCUAUUGGAUGAGAGUCAUCCUGGCUUCCAACAGAGGUACUCUGAUGGAGCUGGGUAUCUCACCCAUUGUCACCUCAGGCCUCAUCAUGCAGCUGCUGGCUGGUGCCAAGAUCAUUGAAGUGGGAGACACUCCAAAAGACAGAGCCCUAUUUAAUGGAGCUCAGAAAUUGUUCGGAAUGAUCAUCACCAUCGGACAGGCCAUUGUAUAUGUUAUGACUGGCAUGUAUGGAGACCCCUCGGAGAUGGGAGCUGGAAUAUGCUUGCUCAUCAUCAUCCAGCUCUUUGUUGCAGGCCUCAUAGUCUUGCUACUGGAUGAGCUCCUCCAGAAGGGCUAUGGUCUUGGAUCUGGUAUUUCUCUCUUCAUUGCUACUAACAUCUGUGAGACCAUCGUCUGGAAGGCCUUCAGCCCCACCACUGUCAACACCGGCAGAGGUACUGAGUUCGAGGGUGCUAUCAUUGCGCUCUUCCAUCUGCUGGCCACCCGCACCGACAAGGUCCGCGCCCUGAGAGAAGCCUUCUACAGGCAAAACCUGCCCAACCUCAUGAACCUCAUCGCCACCGUCUUUGUUUUCGCAGUGGUCAUAUACUUCCAGGGCUUCAGAGUGGACCUGCCCAUCAAGUCAGCCCGCUACCGUGGUCAAUACAACACCUACCCUAUCAAACUGUUCUAUACCUCCAACAUCCCCAUCAUCCUGCAGUCCGCCCUCGUCUCUAAUCUCUACGUGAUUUCUCAGAUGCUUUCAACACGUUUCAGUGGCAACUUCCUUGUCAACCUCUUGGGAACCUGGUCUGACACUUCGAGUGGAGGACCAGCUCGGGCCUACCCAGUGGGAGGUCUCUGCUACUACCUUUCCCCUCCGGAGUCGUUCACUUCUGUACUAGACGACCCGGUUCACGCCGUCAUCUACAUCGUCUUCAUGCUUGGUUCCUGUGCCUUCUUCUCCAAGACCUGGAUUGAGGUCUCAGGAUCCUCUGCCAAAGAUGUGGCAAAGCAGCUGAAGGAGCAGCAGAUGGUAAUGAGGGGACACAGAGAAACCUCCAUGGUGCAUGAACUUAACAGGUACAUCCCCACAGCUGCUGCAUUCGGUGGGCUCUGUAUAGGAGGGCUGUCUGUCAUGGCCGACUUCCUGGGUGCCAUCGGCUCAGGUACAGGAAUCCUCUUGGCCGUGACCAUCAUCUACCAGUACUUUGAGAUCUUCGUGAAGGAGCAGAGCGAAGUCGGCAGCAUGGGAGCACUGCUCUUCUAGAAAAAUAUCAUCGGACGCACAUCAGACACAAAGAAUCCACCCUCAUAUUUUUUUUAUUUUGCAUUGUUUUUGCAAUUUGUACAAUCAGUGUAUUUUGCUGCUGGGAUUGGUAAUUUUAGUCCAUCACAUUUGUUAUCCAAUAUACUGCUCUUGAGUCUCAAUGUCGAGUAAACAGUUUAAGUUACUCCCAGGGCUGAGAACAGUAUUGUUCUUUCUUUGGUCCUUUUUAUUCCAGUAGCAAUUACCCAUCUCUCUGCAGGCUGCCUAAAUCCCCACUGACUGUCUAUCAGCUGAAGAAUGCCUACAAGCACAAACGUGUGAGGUGCCGUCUUUAACUUACCUCAGGCAUUGUUCAUUGCAUCAUGUUAUUUAAAGCUGGAAGCACUGUGUCUGGACAUUUCUGGGGAGCUGAAAGAAAGCCAUGUCGUGUUCAUCACCUAGCCAACAUGCUUGAGGUUUUUUAGUGGCCUACAGUAGGGUUUCUGAUUAUCUCAGACAAACUGUUUUUCACUUUUGAUUUUAAAUCAUGGACUAAGUUCAUCUUCAUUCUGGUCUUAUGUAGGGCACAGUGUUCGUCCUCCGUCUCUGGGUCCUCAAAGGAAAAGUGUUUGUCUGUGUCGUCAUACUCUUUUAUUCCCAGACUGAUUCGCUGCACAAAACUGCCGAGAUGGUCGGGAUGAGGGUGGGUUUGAUAGGGAUGAAAAAGGGGUUUCAUUUUCGUUUUUACUUUAUGUAACGAACAUAAUUGUGUUAUUAAAAAAAAAAAAAGGAUUUGUUUUCCAACACA
Mugil cephalus (flathead mullet) is the source of this 2375-nucleotide messenger RNA. RefSeq names its product protein transport protein Sec61 subunit alpha-like 1. Gene Ontology annotation, cellular component: Sec61 translocon complex; membrane. Gene Ontology annotation, molecular function: transmembrane protein transporter activity; ribosome binding; signal sequence receptor activity. The record is from RefSeq and is a predicted model, not a curated record. Gene Ontology annotation, biological process: SRP-dependent cotranslational protein targeting to membrane, translocation; post-translational protein targeting to membrane, translocation. Bases 158 to 1588 code for a protein of 476 amino acids. NCBI's taxonomy places the organism in Eukaryota, Metazoa, Chordata, Actinopteri, Mugiliformes, Mugilidae. The transcript has 12 exons.